ACAAAUACCCUCACUUUUAUUUUCGAUUGAAGAGAGAGAAAGUCCGGAAGGCGAAGGAACAGUGCGCUCGCCCACGAUAUCCUCCGUUCCUCGCGUAGCAGAUUCUCCGAUCUCCUCUUGCCCCGCCGCCAGGCGGCGCCGCUUUUGUAGAAGCGCACAAACCAACUGCCUUCAUUGAAUCCUUGGAACGAAGUUGUGCCUGUCUUAUAGAGUGUUAUAUUCGCCGCCGCCUCCUUCCCGAAGUGCCGUUGCAUACAUCUCGCACGCGGCUCUCUCGACUGGUACGCCUUGGUUUUCGGGGUCAUCAAAUCGGAUGCCAGGCAGAUUUUCGUCGUUCCUGGUAAUUUUUUCCGUUAUUGCAGCAUUCGGGUGCAACUAGGGCGUGCUUGGAGUAUGGGUGGUGCUUCCCAUGGUGCCAUGGAAUGCAGCAUGUAUGAGGGCCUAAAGUCUUCGUGGAUUUGGGAAGCUUCGCCAUAUGGGUGAUUUCUCUCAUCGAUGCAAUCUGAGUAUUGGAGCUCUAUGCUGGAUUUUGGUGCGCCGGUAUCUUUUGAAGUAUGGCACUCAGGAAGCACAAAGCUUCUGGUGAUCCAUCAUCUGCUGCCUUGGCACCUCUGAAUUUCGUAAGAAAGGUGACUGAAAAGGGGAAUUCUGUUGAGGCAGAUAUGAAAUCAUGUGUUGCUGUGGAAUCUGAUGUAGAUAUAGACCUAAGGGAAGUGUAUUUCUUAAUCAUGCAUUUUCUAUCAGCAAGUCCAUGCAAGAGGACUUAUGGGCAGUUUUGGAAUGAGCUUUUGGAGCAUCAACUUCUUCCACGAAGAUACCAUGCUUGGUAUUCUAGGAACGGUGUACGAAGCGGGGAUGAAGAUGAUGAUGGAAAGUCACUUCCGUUAAGUUACAUGAACUUGGUUGAGAGGUACCCCCAUGUUGAAAAAAAUCACUUGGUAAAACUUCUUAAGCAACUGAUUCUUAACUGCUCCCCUCAAGUACAUGGUGUUGCAUUAGGAAACACUCCAAAUGCAGCUGAUGUUCCAACUCUACUUGGAGCUGGCUCCUUCUCCCUUCUAUCAUCUGAUCGAGAUAAAGAUGAUAAAACAACUGGCCAAUUGCCUGGUUAUCUUCGUUGGCCACACAUGCAGGCUGAUCAGGUUCGUGGAUUGAGUUUGAGGGAGAUUGGUGGUGGUUUUACUAAACACCAUCGUGCUCCAUCUAUUCGUGCUGCAUGUUAUGCCAUUGCUAAGCCAUCCACUAUGGUACAAAAGAUGCAAUUUACAAUAAAGUUGAGGGGGCAUCAGAAUGCUGUCUAUUGUGCAACAUUUGACCGAUUGGGGCGCUAUGUAAUUACUGGCUCAGAUGAUCGCCUGGUAAAAAUUUGGUCCAUGGAAACAGCAUUCUGCCUUGCCAGCUGUAGAGGACACGAGGGUGACAUUACUGAUUUGGCUGUAAGUUCAAAUAACGCAUUGGUCGCAUCAGCUUCAAAUGAUUUCAUCAUCAGAGUUUGGCGCUUGCCUGAUGGUUUACCAAUUUCAGUCUUGAGAGGACACACUGGAGCUGUAACUGCUAUUGCCUUCAGUCCACGACCAAGCUCCUGCUAUCAGCUGUUAUCGUCCUCCGAUGAUGGAACAUGCCGGAUCUGGGAUGCUAGGUACUCCCAGCUCAGCCUGCGAAUUUAUAUUCCGAAGCCUCCAGAUACUACAGGUAGGGUGAAUGAUGCCUCAACAAAUGCCGUUCAGCAAAGUCAUCAAAUCUUGUGUUGCGCGUUCAAUGCUAGUGGAACUGUAUUUGUUACUGGUAGCUCAGACACAUAUGCAAGGGUGUGGAAUGCAUGCCGAAACAGUGUGGAGGACUCUGAUCAACCGAACCAUGAGAUGGAUGUGUUAUCAGGCCAUGAAAAUGAUGUGAAUUAUGUACAGUUCAGUGGCUGUGCUGUGCCUUCUAAAUUUUCCAGCACUGAUACUCUGAAGGAGGAUAACAUUCCAAAGUUCAGAAACUCCUGGUUUACUCAUGACAACAUAGUUACAUGUUCACGUGAUGGCAGUGCAAUAAUUUGGAUUCCACGAUCUAGGAGAUCUCAUGGGAAAGUUGGACGUUGGACACGUGCAUACCAUCUUAAAGUUCCUCCACCGCCCAUGCCUCCCCAACCUCCUCGUGGAGGUCCCCGCCAGAGGUUUCAACCUACUCCUCGUGGUGUUAACAUGAUAGUCUGGAGUUUAGAUAAUCGCUUCGUGCUUGCUGCUAUUAUGGAUUGUAGAAUAUGCGUUUGGAAUGCUUCUGAUGGAAGUCUUGUCCAUUCAUUAAUUGGUCAUACCGAAUCAACUUUUGUAUUAGAUGUUCAUCCAUUCAACCCUCGGAUAGCUAUGAGCGCAGGUUAUGAUGGCAAAACAAUAAUAUGGGAUAUUUGGGAGGGGACUCCGAUACGAAUAUAUGAAACUGGACAAUUUAAGCUUGUUGAUGGAAAGUUUUCCCCGGAUGGUACAUCACUUGUUCUGUCUGACGAAGUUGGUCAAAUAUUUAUAAUAGCCACCGGACAAGGAGAAUCUCGAAAAGAUGCACAAUAUGAUCAGUUUUUUCUUGGCGACUACCGACCGCUCAUCCAGGACACAAAUGGAAAUGUUUUGGAUCAGGAGACUCAGCUUAUACCAUAUAGAAGAAAUAUGCAGGAUCUCCUUUGUGAUUCAAGCAUGAUUCCUUACCCAGAACCUUAUCAGAAUAUGUACCAGCAACGCCGAUUAGGUGCUCUGGGUAUUGAGUGGCGUCCACCCUCAGUGAAAUUUGCAGUUGGCCCAACUUACAAUGCCCACACUGGUGACUACCAGAUACUUCCCAUAGUGGAUCUGGACAGGUUGAUUGAUCCUUUACCAGAAUUUGCUGAUUUCAUUGAUUGGGAACCUGAAAAUGAAUUGCAGAGUGAGGAUACUGAUUCUGAAUAUAAUGCUACUGAUGAAUAUUCGAGUGAAGGGGAACAUGCAAGUUUGAGUGGUAGUUCCACUGGAGAGGCUGAGUAUAGUGCUGCUGACAGUGAUGUUAAUCAUGUUAACAUGGAAGGCCUUAGAAGAUCAAAAAGGAAGAAGUUGACAUCCGAGGUCGAGAUUACCACUUCUUCUGGGAGGCGUGUGAAACGAAGAAAUUUGGAUGAGCAAGAUGGCGCUAUUGCAUCAAAGGUAACCAAAGUACGUCCAUCAAGAAAUGGAAGAAUAGCUGCUAGAAAAAAGAAAUCAAAAUUGAAAUCAUUACGACCUCAAAGACGUGCUGCGCGCAAUGCUCUCAGUCUGUUUUCUCAAAUAUCUGAUGAAGAAGAUGAAGAUGAAUUAGAGUGCAGCUCCUCAGAAAGUGAAUCAUUGCUUCCUGAUUCAAACAGUCAAAGCAAUGAAUCUGAAAGUUCAUUGAGGGGCAGACAGAUGCAACAUGGAAAAGCGUCUGAAACUUCUAAAGAGAAGCAUGAUGAUACUCUGAAACCUUCUAUGGUGACUGGCAAUCAGGUGGGUAAUGGGAGCAAGAGGAGGCUGGUAUUGAAGUUGAAGGCAUCUAAUUUUUCGGGUAUGGCUAGGUUGGAAUGCCGGGAACAGGGUACAGUAAUGGGGUCACCUGUCAAAGUUAAUUCUGAUUCUAGUAACUUAAACCAACCUCAUUCUGGAGCAGGUGAAACAGCAAAUUCCAAUGCUGGAAGAUCAGAAAGUUUCAUAUCCCAGUAUGGUAGUGGUUGUAGAAUCAGAGAUAAAGGGAAAAUGGAUAUGUCAGAACGGGUCAAGAAUUUAUUCGGUCACAAAACUACAAUGAAAUGGGGUGAAGUAAAGCAGCGCUCUAGUAAACGUAUGAGGCUGCACGACCCUUCAACUUCUGAAGUUCGUCCUAAGAUUAUUGACAGUGGUAGUAAUGGCAAUCUAAACUGGGAGAUUGACUGCGGAACAACCUCAAAUUUUGAAAAUCAAAAUAUUCCAGAAUGUUUAGAUAUGGUGGGCAAUGAAAUUAAGGAACAUUUUGAAAAUGGUGCCCCACAAGCAUUGGAUAGUGGAAGAGGUUAUUAUCUUCCUUCUUUGCAAAUUUUUAAGCAUUCUUCAAAUGCUUCCCAGCAAGAUCAGGUUACACUGCCAUUAACCUUGAGUAGAAAUAGAACAGAAACUCAGGAUGAUGUGCUCAAUGCGUAUGAAGAAAGGCCUAUGGCUAGUGAACAUAGGGCUGUUGACGACCCUUUAAAUAGUUCUGAAGUGGCUAGUGAUAAACAUACUUCUUCAUCAGACCAUAAUUAUGAUGCUUGUAAUUCUCAGGGACGGAAGAAAGUUGCUCAGUCUGUAUUUCCAAAGCUAAGGAUCAAAACAAAUGGAUUCAAUAAGGAAACAUACAAGCUGAAAUCUGUUAGCAGGGAAGAUUGGAGAACCUCUGACGGUGAUUUUAUUUCCAAUAGUGAAGUACCAAUUAAAAGAAAUCUCAUGUCAGUGGUGCCUGAAGAGGAGGGCACUACUGGAGAUAGUGCGGAACAUAGUGACUGGAACAAUGGAUCUGACAGCUUGGAAAUCUUGACAAAUAAAUCUUCGAGUAGGAAGUACAGUACUGUUUACAGAAGGUCAAGGUCAUUUAGGGGCAGGAAGAAUUCUAAUGGUGAAAUGAAUGCUGUGGAAGAAAGCACAUCAAAUUCCUACAACCAUCGUGGAAAUAGUGAUGCUUUGGCUGAAGGUGGCCAAGAAAGGAGAUCUACUGGCUUGAUGGCUAGUAGUGAUGAUUUUGGUUCUGUAAAUGCGUACAAAUUCAGGGGAAACUUUUCCUCAACUUUGCCAGAUGGAAGGAAAUCGACAUCAAAACCUACGGUUUGUAUAAGAUCUUUUAGAAGCAGACGAGAAAGUCAUAACACUGGCCUCAGACCUAUUGAAAAAAGAAGAUACCAGCAAGUGCCAAAGAAAUUUUCUUGGUUGAUGUUGUUGGAGCAUGAGGAAGCAUAUAGAUUUGUACCUCAAAAAGGAGACGAAGUUGCAUAUUUGAGACAGGGUCAUGAGGAAUACCUUGAAGAGCAUCGGUUACAGGAGGGGGGGCCUUGGAGACUUGUAGAAGGAACCCUAAAAGCUGUGGAGUUCUGUAAAGUCAAGGGCCUUGAUUAUGCAACUGUUUCUGGAUCUGGGGAAAGCUGCUGCAAGCUUACUCUCGAGUUUAUUGAUCCAAAUUCUGUUGGUUUUGGUAAAACAUUCAGAUUGACUUUGCCUGAACUCGAAACUUUUCCAGACUUUCUUGUCGAAACAACAAGAUAUAUCGCUGCCACCACUAGAAACUGGACACACCGUGACAAAUGUCAAGUAUGGUGGAAGAAUGAAGAUGGUGAUGGAGGAAGUUGGUGGGAAGGUAGAAUAUUGGCUGUUAAACCUAAAUCUACUGAAUUUCCUGAUAGCCCAUGGGAGAGAUAUGUAAUCCAGUACAAAAAUGAUUCUGGUCAACAUUUGCAUAGCCCAUGGGAACUCUACGAUACUGAUAGCCAGUGGGAUCAUCCACGAAUUGAUGAGCGGACCAGAAAUAAGUUGUUAUCCUCUCUUGAUAAGAUAGAACAAACAUCAAUUAGAAAUCAGGAUUACCAUGGCAUUCAAAAACUGAGUCAGGUGUCGCAGAAGUCCGAAUUCUUAAACAGGUUUCCUGUCCCAUUAUCCCUCGAGGUGAUAAGGAGAAGGCUAGAAAACAACUACUACCGCACUGUGGAGGCCGUGAAGCAUGAUGCCUCUGUAAUGGUUUCCAACGCUGAAGCUUACUUUGCGAGGAGUGUGGAGAUGUCCACUAAGAUAAGGCGUCUAGCAGAUUGGGUCCAACGCAUCUUUGCUUCUUUGUAGGGAAUGGAACAAUUUUGUAGAAGGUAACAAUUCAUAUAUGAGAGAGGCUUCGCACCACUUGAUUACUUGUAGAUAGAUAUCCUUCUCCUUCACUAACUUCAAAGUUUCUUCUCUUGUUUGGCAAUCUUUUACCCAUUGAUCCAAAAAAAAUUUUUUUUUGAGGGGAUUUAGGGUUUUCUUGUGGGGCUUCUUUUUAGAGGGCUCUGCUAGAAAAUAGAGUUCAGGUGCAGGAAGCAAGAGGUGCUGGUGGUGGGUUUCAAAGUUUUAACCCUCAGAAUUCUUUCAAUGUAUAGACACUCACUUCCAUCAAUUGAAUAAUUCAAAAGGGAAAAAAAAUAGAGUAGAGUAGUGGUCUGUCUAUUACAGAUUUAUGUACAUUCUUUUUUUGUAAUUGCUUAUUUUAUAUUGUUUUCCCUAUUGCAGUUUUGAUUUAACAAUGUAGAUUUUUUGUUUUUAGUGAUGAGAAUGUCAAGUGAUUGGAUGGUAA
Dendrobium catenatum is the source of this 6285-nucleotide messenger RNA. Its product is annotated as bromodomain and WD repeat-containing protein 1. The transcript has 24 exons. The record is from RefSeq and is a predicted model, not a curated record. Gene Ontology annotation, cellular component: nucleus. Bases 555 to 5798 code for a protein of 1747 amino acids. Gene Ontology annotation, biological process: regulation of transcription by RNA polymerase II; regulation of cell shape; cytoskeleton organization. Gene Ontology annotation, molecular function: protein binding. NCBI's taxonomy places the organism in Eukaryota, Viridiplantae, Streptophyta, Magnoliopsida, Asparagales, Orchidaceae.